AUGGCUAGUACUGCUUAUGUCUCUUAUUCAAUCUCAGCAAAUUCUACCCGAUCUCCAAGAACACCUCGUAAUAAACGUCGAUAUUGGCGUCGUAUUAUUGAACGGUCAAAUAAUUUAUCUUCACCAAUAUUACAACAACGACAACAAUCUUCUCCUGUUUGCGGACAACCUUGUAAAUAUCUGAUAUCAUUAUAUGAACCUUUAUCGUUUACACGAACAAAUAACAAUGUACCAUUUCAAUACCGGAUACCACACACACAACAGGAACAAAUGCUAAUAUCCUCUCCAUCGUUGGUAUUACCUGAUAUAAUUACUGACUGUAGUCGUUCAUCAGUACGUCGUACAUUACAAUUUAAUAACACAUCGUCUGAAUUUGCGUUAUCAUGUAAACAAAUUGCACAAGCACUCCGAUUAGUUGCCGAUCAAGUUGAUCGAAAAUAUUGUCAAGAAGAAAUGUUCAGUAAUGGAUUAACACAAAUGUCUGUACGAAUCGUUAUACGUUUACCACACAUACGAACAUAUAUUGGCACAUUAUGGUCAAAAUUGUACUUACAAUCAUUUUUAAACCUAUUAUUGGGUUCAACAUCGUUGUACAGAAUAUAA
Messenger RNA from Didymodactylos carnosus, 603 nucleotides. NCBI's taxonomy places the organism in Eukaryota, Metazoa, Rotifera, Eurotatoria, Philodinida, Philodinidae. The record is from the annotation of a GenBank genome assembly.